AAGGGCGAGAAGAAGAAAGCACAAGACGGAAGAGUCACAAGUCUUUCCUAAAAUGGCGACGACCAUAGAGAGUGGCAAUGCCGGAGCGGCAAAUAAGAAAAAACAUCUUGGAAUUCCAGAGGCGAUAUUUGUGGAGGAUGUUGAGUCCUUCAUGAAGCAGCCUGGCAAUGACACAGCAGAUGCUGUUUUAAGGAAGCUGGAUGAACAAUAUCAGAAAUACAAGUACAUGGAACUCAACCUGGCCCAGAAGAAGCAGAGGUUGAAAAGUCAGAUUCCGCAAAUCAGGCAGACAUUAGAUAUCUUAAAACACAUGCAGAAGAAGAAGGAAACGACAGAGCCAAUGGAUACACACUUCCUGUUGGCAGACAAUGUAUACUGCAAGGCCUCCGUCUCGCCCACAGACAAAGUUUGCUUGUGGCUUGGGGCAAAUGUCAUGCUGGAAUACGACAUUGACGAGGCAGAGUCCCUGUUGGAAAAGAAUCUUGCCACAGCCUCCAAAAACCUGGACUCCCUGGAGGAUGACCUGGACUUCCUCCGAGACCAGUUCACGACUACAGAAGUCAACAUGGCGCGAGUUUACAACUGGGAUGUUAAGAGAAGAAGCCAAGACAACAUUCUCAAGUCAUCGUCUUAAAAAUCAGCAGUGUCCUCAUCACUCCCCCCCCCACCCCCCUCCCCAACAUCCAAACCAUCCGACCCUGUAGUGCCCCACCCCCACAUAUGUUCUCACAGCACCCAGCGUAAUCUAUUGAUUUUUGUUACUUUUUAAAAGUAUUUUUUCAAGUAAAGGAAAAAAAAAGAAAGGUAACACAGGCAGUUUUUUUGUAUUCUUUUUAUUAUCGAUUAUUAGUCCGUCUUCAGAUGACCUCAGCCUCCAACCUCAUACUCUCACAAUGUCCCCCUCUCUGUACCCCUCCAACCCCCUGUUCCACGCGUUGAACUUCCUUCUCCUCUUCUGUUAAUUUCAAAGCUGCCGUCUUUGAGGAUGCACUAUGACAUUGGCUUCCUGUUAGCCAUAAUCAGUUAGCCAAACGGCAUGAUGGGAAUUGUUGUUUUGGAAUCUGGUCAGUAGGCUACGCUCAACCAGAUUCUAAACUACAGUAACUGACACACGGUUGAGCAAUCCCUUCCUCUUUUUUCCCCCACUUGUUCCUGUUUGUCAGCAACCUCUUUUUGUUUUUUUUGACAUCCCCUGUAUCUUUUUCCUCUUCUCUCUUGUCUUUCAUAUUUGUAUUUAUUUGUUCCAUUGUAUUCAUUAAAUACCGAAUGAGAACUAAUGAGAAAAAACAAGGCAAGCCAUUAUAGAAGUGUGAAACUGGUGUGUCAGCUUCUUUGCUUAUUUUUAUCCAGGUGGUUAUUCCAAAUGCAAUGUUUAGAGAAGAAACUAAUGUCAAGUUAACAGUAAAUGGUAAACCUCCUAAUAGAGUCCUACGGUCCUAGGUCUACAAAAGGUAUAAUUUUCAAAUUGUUUGUCAUACAAUAUCAAAAACAAUCCCACUCCAUAUUACAUUGUUCCGGAAGAGUCUAAUGGUAGGAGGCAGAGCUUGACCAAUCAAGCAAUAGGUGGACUCGACUUGAUGUAGCCGCCUUAAGACGUCUGCAGACGUGAUUAUUUCUGCGAUUUCUGAUGAUUUUCGACCAUGACGUAUGCACAAUUCCGGUUUGAAAACGUAUCAGAAUCUCAGAAAUAACCACCUCUGCAGUCGUUUUAAGACGGCUACAUCAAGUCGAAUCCACCUAUUGACAGCUGUGACGGGUAUAAUGAAAGUGGGAGUCUACGUGAUUGCUUCGAAAAGGUCCAAUCUGAAUGCCCACAUUCACUGACUCUCAGGCUUUGAAGCAGGUUCCCGCUCAGUUGCGAGUGCUGAUGGCUGUCCCACAGUAUAAUUGUAAAGUGUGUGUGAGCGCUGAUUUGCAGAUUUUUUUUUGAGUCCUUUCCAUGAGUCUGUUUCUGCCGAGUUUCCCUUAGGGAAUCAGUUACAGUUCAUAGUGAGAUGGCAUUCAUAGCGUAGUUGUGAUGUGAAACACAAGUUUGCCAUUAGGGGAAGCCUGGAAGCUUCCAAAUGACUGGCAUAAAAGUAAAUGGUGUGCAACGUGGUUUUGGUGGCAUCAAGUUAGUAUGAUAUGCCACAGGGGUGGUAUUCCCAUUCCUGUUAAUAGCAUUUUGAACCCUUAAGGACUGUUGAACUCCCAUCACUUAUCAGCUGAUGUUUUUGAAGCCUUCGAGGGUUCAGGGCUUAGACCUCAGGUGGGAUAUCGAAAUCCAGCUGCAAGUCUCAAAUUUCUGUCCAUCCACUCUGAAAAUAUGACCAUGUAGUUUGUGCCUGGAAUCUUUUUUUAAUUAUUAUUUUCAUAAAUAGCCUAUGCAUUUUCAGACUGACUGAUUUUUUAUUGUUGUUGCUUUUAACGCUUGGCGGUACAAACGGCCUAAAAGUUCACCGGAAACAUCACCCUCCCAUCCAGUUUUCUGAGAUUGGAACAAAAACUACAGCUGCAGGUGAGAUGGGUCUGCACAGCCUUGCAUUAUUUUGAGGUUAGGUUGACUUUAGGCUACUGUAUAUCAGCAGCAUAUAAUGGUUUAGAAGGACCCUCAUUCAUCACAAUAUUUUCUGGGACGGUGUAUCGUAAAAAAAAAUAUAUAUUUUUAACGGCCUAUCCUUUAGGAGGUUUAGCAUUUGCUUAGGUUUCGUCGCAGAACCACAAAAAUAUGACCCAGAUGCACCGACAAAGCUGUUACACAAGGAUGCUCAACAUCAAAUACUGAAGUUUACUGAGCCAGUGUCUUACCAGAAUUCUGCUUUAAAAUGCCACAGUGACCAAGCAUUCAACAGAUGAAUAAAACGAUACACUCAAAAUAGA
This is a messenger RNA of Sardina pilchardus (European sardine), 2859 nucleotides long. It is a transcript of the gene vbp1, whose product is annotated as von Hippel-Lindau binding protein 1. The transcript has 6 exons. The record is from RefSeq and is a predicted model, not a curated record. NCBI's taxonomy places the organism in Eukaryota, Metazoa, Chordata, Actinopteri, Clupeiformes, Clupeidae. Gene Ontology annotation, cellular component: cytoplasm; prefoldin complex. Gene Ontology annotation, molecular function: tubulin binding. Gene Ontology annotation, biological process: tubulin complex assembly; protein folding; microtubule-based process. The coding region runs from base 53 to 634 and encodes 193 amino acids.